AGAGCAGAUGUGCAUAGUGCAUCACACUAAGGGAAUCCUGUGGUCCUGUGGCUGGGCACUAAUAGGACACUAGAGGCAUGUCUACAGGAUCUGUGAGUGACACUGAGGAUCUACUGGAGCUAAGGGUGCGACAACUACCAUAUCCCAAAGCCAAGCGAGCAGGGACUAGUGAGCUGCUAAUGCUGGACCACUCGGCAGAGAACUCAGAGGAUGAAGGAAUCACUGAGAAUUCUAGUGGGAAAAGGAAGAGAAUAUCCAGGGACUCCCAGAGUCCAGACAAGAAGCAUUCUUCCCGCUCCUCCAAAGACUGCAAGCACUCCCAAAGGCACGCAGCCAAUGCCAGGGAGAGAGCCCGUAUGCGGGUGCUAAGCAAGGCCUUCUCAAGGCUAAAGACCAGCCUGCCCUGGGUGCCCCCUGACACCAAACUCUCCAAGCUGGACACACUCAGACUUGCCUCCAGCUACAUUUCACAUCUCCGGCAACUGCUGCAGGAGGACAGAUAUGAGAAUAGCUUUGUGCAUCCAGUCAACCUGACUUGGCCAUUUGUGGCUUCAGGAAGACCAGACUGUGAUUCAAAAGAAGGUACAUCGGCCCUUAGAUUGUGUGGGGCCACUGCCUAGGCCCUAGAACAUCACCUCUCUACCUGCCGGGGGAACAACAUCUUUUCAUACAAAGACACUGAAAAAUGCAGAACAAGCUGCAAGAGUUAAAAACCUGCUACUGAUGGAGAAACCCAGAAAGGACACAUUAAAGACCAAAAAGUUAUGUGGCAGCUCUUUCUUUCCAUUAUAAAACUAAAAAAAGUGCACUUAAAAAUAGAAGAAAAAUGGAAAUGUAUUUGUCUGCUGAUUGGAUGGUGAACGUUUGCAUAAGAAUCCAUGACAAGAAAAUGACAUAAAAAGAAGCAAAAACUGUUUCC
Molecule: messenger RNA, 919 nt
Organism: Xenopus laevis (African clawed frog)
Lineage: Eukaryota; Metazoa; Chordata; Amphibia; Anura; Pipidae
Gene: msc.L
Product: musculin L homeolog
Exons: 2
Coding region: 78-620 (180 amino acids)
Biological process (GO): skeletal muscle tissue development; developmental process; regulation of transcription by RNA polymerase II
Cellular component (GO): nucleus
Molecular function (GO): protein dimerization activity; DNA-binding transcription factor activity, RNA polymerase II-specific; RNA polymerase II transcription regulatory region sequence-specific DNA binding
Source: RefSeq, a predicted model, not a curated record